This is a messenger RNA of Dendrobium catenatum, 736 nucleotides long. RefSeq lists its product as uncharacterized. The annotation marks the transcript as partial. Lineage: Eukaryota; Viridiplantae; Streptophyta; Magnoliopsida; Asparagales; Orchidaceae. The transcript has a single exon. The record is from RefSeq and is a predicted model, not a curated record.
ACGUCACCUGCUCUAAACUCCUAUUUAUCCCAAAGCCGAUCCCUUUCCCCUGUCAAAGCUAAACAACACAUGGGUUCCUGCUUCUCCUCAUCCACCAUUGCCGCCGUCGCCGCCCCAACAACCAACAGUCUGCCAACUGCAAAAGUGAUUAAUCUCGACGGCACACUCAUGGAAUACUCACAAACCGUCAAAGUAUCCCAUGUUCUAGGCCUCAACAAAUCCUCCUCCUGCUUCGUCUGUAACGCCGACAGCAUCUUCUACGGCCAGUUCAUUCAAGCAUUGGGCUCCGAUCGUUUCAUUGAGCUUGGUCAUCUCUACUUCGUGUUGCCGCCGGGGAAGCUCGAAUAUCGCCUCACGGUGGCAGACAUGGUGGAGUUGGCCGUCAGUGCUAGCUCUGCCUUCGUCGCUGUGGCAUCGACGACGACCGCGAGGAGCCGUGGAAGAACUAGGAGGAGGAGAACGGUUGCUGAGGUUAUGCCGAUUGUAGAAACAAUGGAUUUCGAUUGCUAUAAAAGGAUCAAUGAAUUUAGUGUUGGAAGUUUGAAAUAUGGUUUGGGUGAGAAGAACAGUGUUGCGAGGUCAUCAAAGGCAAAGGUUGAGCGCAAUUGAAGAAGAAGUUGCUGAGUUCUUUGGUUAAUUAAUAUGUACAGUUCUGCCUUCUCUAAUUCUCUUCCCAUCAUGAAAUUAAUGAUAGGACUGAAUAUUUGUUCAGCCUUGUUAAGGUUUUUGGCAUAAA